Messenger RNA from Westerdykella ornata, 2036 nucleotides. RefSeq lists its product as uncharacterized. The transcript is spliced from 4 exons. Gene Ontology annotation, biological process: regulation of adenylate cyclase activity; cytoskeleton organization. Lineage: Eukaryota; Fungi; Ascomycota; Dothideomycetes; Pleosporales; Sporormiaceae. The record is from RefSeq and is a predicted model, not a curated record. Gene Ontology annotation, molecular function: adenylate cyclase binding; actin binding. The coding region runs from base 191 to 1750 and encodes 519 amino acids. Gene Ontology annotation, cellular component: cytoplasm.
CAGCAGCGUCAACAUCGAACCUUUUUGAUUCCACUCUUUGUUGCGUCGCACUCUCAUUCAUCCCGUUCCACCACGUCCCAGCAGCUAUCCGUGAGCUGGCCUGACCGACUCCUUCCCAACUUCCCCUUGCUCCACUCCAAGGCACCUGCUCAGACAGCGCACGGGUGCAGCUGCCCAUCCGUCAACCACCAUGGCGCAAACGAGCCAUAUGCACAACCUGACGACUCUUAUAAAGCGGCUUGAAGCUGCUACGUCGAGACUCGAGGACAUUGCUUCGUCGUCCGUGAGCUUUGAGCCGGCUGCUCCCAAUGGCCCCGUUGCGCCUGUUCCCACUGUGGGCGUUUCCACCUCUGAGGCUGCGACGCCGAAGCCCGUCGAGCAGUUACCGCCCUCUAUUGAAGACUACGACGCCUUGAUCAACAACGAGCUCCAGAAUUGGGUAGGCCUGAGCAAGAAACUGGGUACUGCCGUUGAAGGCCAGGCCCAAGCUGUCCAAGCAGCUUUCGAGGCGCAGCGCAAGUUCCUCCUCAUCGCUUCCAAAUCGAAAAAGCCCCAGAUUGAAACCAUCAUGGAAAUACUACACGAUCUUCAGGCGGCCAUAGAAAAGGUGGACGAGGUCAAGCAACACAACCGCGACCCGGUCUUGACCAAUCCUUUGACCUUGGUUGCCGACGGCGUGGGUGCACUAGGCUGGGUCAUGGCUGAAGAUAGUCCUAAGCCGUUCGAAUAUGUCCACGAGAUGUUUGGUGGGGCACAGCUCUACGGGAAUAAGGUACUUAAGGAAUCAAGAGACAGAGAAGACAAGACGUCCAUGGAAUGGGUGCAGGGAUACUACAAGCUCUUCAAGGCGCUUGAAGACUAUGCAAAGAAGCAUCACCCCCGCGCUGUUGCAUGGAACAAGGAUGGCAUCGACGCGAAGGAAGCCGCACAGCAGCUGAAAAACGCACCCUCCGGAUCACCCACAGGAAACAUCCCCCCACCUCCUCCGCCUCCCCCUGCAGGCGGAAUCCCCCCUCCUCCAGGGCCGCCCCCGCCACCGGGACCUCCGCCGCCAGGCGCCCCUCCAGCUCCCAAGGCCAAGGCAGCCCCUGACAUGGGAGCCGUCUUCUCCGAACUCAACAAAGGCGAAGCUGUAACCAAGGGCCUGCGUAAAGUUGACCCCAGCCAGAUGACCCACAAAAACCCGUCAUUACGCGCCGGCGCCGCCGUCCCCCUACGCAGCAAGAGUCCGGCGCCACCCACCCGCAAGCCCAAGCCCGAGACACUGCGGACUAAGAAGCCGCCGAAGAAGGAGCUUGACGGCAACAAGUGGAUCAUCGACAACUUCGACAGUCCCGGCGACGUGGUGGAGAUUGAGGCAGAGAUCCAGCAUUCCAUUCUCAUCUCAAGAUGCAAGAAUACGACUAUCCGGGUCAAGGGCAAGGCGAAUGCAAUCUCUGUCGACAAUUCCUCGCGUACCUCGCUCAUCAUCGAUUCGCUGGUCAGUUCCGUGGACGUCAUCAAGGCGCCCAAUUUCGCGCUGCAGGUGCUAGGUACGCUGCCCACGGUGCUGCUGGACCAGGUGGAUGGCGCCACGUUGUAUCUGAGCAAGGAGUCCAUGCACACGGAGAUUUUCACGAGCAAGUGCUCGGUCGUGAAUAUCAACCUGCCCGUCGAGGAGGAUUAUGUGGAGCAUCCGGUGCCGGAGCAGAUUCGGAGUUUUGUGCGGGAUGGGAAGGUGGUGAGUGAGAUUGUGGAGCAUGUGGGAUGAGUGUGAGGAAAGCAGCUGGGGUUGGAAGGGUUUGGAUAGAUUAGGGAGGGGUGGGAAGGGUUCGCUGUGUACAUUGCGGGUUAGAGGUGUUGGAGAGUGGAGCGAUUGAAGGGAGGAAUGGGCUAUUGAUUAGUGCUUUGUGGGCGACGUGCAUCGAGGACAUUUACUGGAUUCUGUUCUUGUAUUAGCGCUUUUUGCUCGACCCAAACGGUGGAUGGUGUGGUUCGGCUACAGUGCUGCCGUAUUAUUUAAGCACAGUGAAGUCAUAGCGUCCUCUUCCACAAAG